This is a messenger RNA of Mangifera indica (mango), 1354 nucleotides long. Its product is annotated as grpE protein homolog 2, mitochondrial-like. Bases 168 to 1196 code for a protein of 342 amino acids. Lineage: Eukaryota; Viridiplantae; Streptophyta; Magnoliopsida; Sapindales; Anacardiaceae. Gene Ontology annotation, cellular component: PAM complex, Tim23 associated import motor. The record is from RefSeq and is a predicted model, not a curated record. Gene Ontology annotation, biological process: protein import into mitochondrial matrix; protein folding. Gene Ontology annotation, molecular function: protein homodimerization activity; adenyl-nucleotide exchange factor activity; protein-folding chaperone binding. The transcript has 6 exons.
UGACCCUAAAAUGGUAAAACAAAAUACUUUCUAUUUCUUCAGGCCAAGCUCUUUUUCCUUCGCCUUUCUUCUCGUUCGCUCCAAAUCCCGGCUUAUUUUCUAAAACCCUAACAAUAUUUUUAUUCCAAUUUUAUCCCUUCAGACCAUUCUCCUCUUCUUCUUCUCCGAUGUUGGCGUCUAGGGUUUUGUCACGCGUCUCUCGGAGUGUGGGCCAGCGGUCUUUGCUUCUUCUCUCUUCUUCCAAGGACCAACAAUCGCCAAUCAUCUCCAAUCUGUUAAACUCUGUUGUUUAUGAUCCUCCUAACAAGUUUGUUGCAAGUCAGGCGUCUCUUUUUCAUCACUCAGCACUCAGUUCAUCCCCAUCUCAUCGUUUUUGGUUCUCAUCUGCAUCGCCUGAAUCUAAAGAAAAGGAGCAAGGGAGUGCUGCAGAAAAUAAUGGUGUUGAGUCUGGAGAUGCUAAAGCUUCUGAUAAUGUAGAGGAUACUGGAAGAACAGAAGUUAAUGAUCAAACAAAAGAAUCAGGUCAAGAUUCUGAACCCCAAUCUACCAUGUCCCAAUCUAUCAAAAGAAGGAGCAGAGGUACUAAAAGAACUGCAUUUUCUGAUUCAGAUUCAGAGAGUGAGAGUGAUUUAUCAAGGGAGGAUUUGGUCAAACUUUUGAAGGAGAGAGAGGAACUUUUGAAGGCAAAGCACAAAGAGAUGGAGAAUAUGCAAGAUAAAGUUCUUCGUACGUUUGCAGAAAUGGAGAAUAUCAAGGAGAGAACAAGACGUGAAGCGGAGAAUUCUAAAAAAUUUGCCAUUCAGAACUUUGCAAAGAGUCUACUGGAUGUUGCAGACAAUUUGGGAAGAGCUUCUUCAGUUGUCAAAGAAAGUUUCUCAAAGAUUGAUGUUUCUAAUGAUGCUACUGGAUCAGCACAACUUCUAAAAUCACUUCUCGAAGGUGUUGAAAUGACUGAGAAACAGUUGGGAGAGGUAUUCAAAAAGUUUGGAUUAGAGAAAUAUGAUCCUACAGAUGAGCCUUUUGAUCCACAUAGGCAUAACGCCGUGUUUCAAGUGCCAGAUAAUUCUAAGCCGCCAGGCACAGUUGCUCACGUUCUGAAGUCAGGAGACACUCUAUAUGAAAGAGUUAUUUGGCCAGCAGAAGUUGGUGUUACUCAAGCAGUGGAAGGUGAUGCUGCCAAUAACAAUGAGGCUUGAAGACAAAGGCUUCACUGCCUGAACAAUUUCUUUUUACUCCCUUUCUUAGACAUAGUUUUGACCUCAGUGGUGGGCAUGAUAAUUAGAUUACUUUCAAAUUUAUUGUCAAUGAAUUCAUGAAAAUAUGGUUAAUUUUGUGAAGCAAGACUGUUUUUGCU